Messenger RNA from Paraglomus occultum, 708 nucleotides. The record is from the annotation of a GenBank genome assembly. NCBI's taxonomy places the organism in Eukaryota, Fungi, Glomeromycota, Glomeromycetes, Paraglomerales, Paraglomeraceae.
AUGAAAACUCAAGAAUUUGUUCUUACGUAUUUGCAAGGACUUCACUCUUGGGCACCACCAGAUUGUUACAGUCUAAUGCGUACUCUCAGUGGAAGGGAUUCAUUGUUCAUCUCUGUUUCGUUGUUUUCCCUGCCACUCGACCAAAAUGGACUGUCAUUGUCAAUUGUUGCAGUUGUUGUAUUCAUGACUGAACUGUUUAAGGGCAAAGUUUCGGGACACUGUAGUUUUAUUAUGGUUGGCAACAAUGAUCAGACGCGGCAACCAAAUGCACGCGCACAUCCUUUAAAUUACUAUCUGCACGUGACGUCAUGUGGGGCGCAAGCCUUGUUUAACGUGGUAAAGAUAAGAAGUAUUAGAAGGACGCCACCAACAAAAUCUGGCGUGCAAUUAGAGUUGCAAGAUGGCGUACCGAGUUCCGAGCACUCACUUGAUCCCGGGUCCCUCCCUACUUCGGUGGGCAUGUCCCUGCUGCGCCCCUGUGCGAUGAACCGACCGAAGUUAUCAUUGGCAAAACCGAAAGCCGGUGGUCUUGGUCGGUUCGUCAUAUUGACUGGCAAGGUUGGAUUCCUUGGGUUGUCGCUCAUUUUCGUUGACCGGGCUAUCUUCUUGUUAGCUGAGGCAAAGGAAGUAACCAAGUGCGAUCUCUUGACUAGCUCGCACCAACAAGCAGAUCUAUUUUUGGGGGAGUUCUGCAAGUGGAACGGAUAA